Messenger RNA from Hydractinia symbiolongicarpus, 3059 nucleotides. RefSeq names its product chondroitin proteoglycan-2-like. The record is from RefSeq and is a predicted model, not a curated record. The transcript has 13 exons. Gene Ontology annotation, cellular component: extracellular region. NCBI's taxonomy places the organism in Eukaryota, Metazoa, Cnidaria, Hydrozoa, Anthoathecata, Hydractiniidae. Bases 74 to 2269 code for a protein of 731 amino acids. Gene Ontology annotation, molecular function: chitin binding.
AGUAAAAAUACACUAUAAAAGCUCGAUUAGCAUCAACGAAAAGAAUCAUUUAAAGCAAGAAGAGAUCGAAAUCAUGAAAUUUCUCCUACUCUUUUCGUGUCUGCUGACAACACUUGUUCUCCAAAAUUCAGUUCAAGUAGAUGCUGCACCAAAAAAAGAUUUUUGUAAAACAAAGAAAGACGGACAUUACGUUUAUCAACCAGAUUGUCGAAAAUACAUAUCAUGUUCUGCUGGGCAAACGCACCUUAUGCCGUGCCCAAAAGGGUUAUGGUUUGAUGCUGGAAGAAAUUCUUGUGAAUAUCCUGCUACAAUAAAAAAUUUGACGUGUACAGCACCGACUAGUUUUCAUACAGACUCUUCUAUUAUCGAUUCUGUAUGCAUCGGAGCCAAAGCAGGUUCAUAUCCACAUCCAGUGGAAUGUUCUAAAUUCAUUGUAUGCAAUGGAAAAGAUCAAGGGGUUGUGAGAUCAUGUAGGGCGAAUAGUAACUUUGAUCCAGACUACAAAUUAUGUGUAUGGAAACAUAUUUACGUAUGCACAGGGCCAAAUUUCUGUAAAGGAAAACUCGACGGUGAUUAUAUUGACCCGAAUACUUGUACCGGCUUAAUCAAAUGUGUCGGAGGAUUGACGUACCGUCAUCCGUGUCCAAGUGGAUUAUGGUAUGAUCAUAAAUUAAACCGUUGUGACUACCCAAAGAAUGUUGAUUGCAAACCGAAAACAACAAAACCUCCUGCCACCACAACUUUGACGCCAACGACAACAACCACCACAAAAACUACGCCACCAACCACCACAACCACUACAACAACUACGCCACCAACAACAACUACGCCACCAACGACCACAACCGCCACAACAACUCCGCCACUAACGACAACUCAAGCUAAAACAACCAGUCCUGCAGGUUCAUUUUGCAGAGGAAAAAAACCUGGAAAUUACGCGGAUCCAACCAGAUGUGAUGGCUUUAUCACUUGCGUUGGGGAUAUUAUUCACCAAAUGAACUGUCCACAUGGACUCUGGUACAACUGGAAAAUAGAUAAAUGUGAUUGGCCGAAAAAUGUGGACUGCAAGCCUCUACCUACCAAAACCCCAUCGUCUAACUUUUGUGGUGGUAAAGUACCAGGUAACUACGCUGACCCGACACGAUGUGACGGCUACAUUACUUGUGUUAGCAACAUCAUUUAUAAAAUGACGUGUCCAUUUGGGUUAUGGUUUAACACGAAAACAAAGAUUUGUGAUUGGCCAAGAAAUGUCGAUUGUAAAGUAACGACUGGAAAACCAGCAACACACCCACCAACAAGAACUCCAACUGCCAAUCCAACUGUGCACCCGUCAGCAUGCAAAGGUCGUGUUGGUACGUAUCCUGUUCCCAACACUUGCACUCAAUUUGCAUCCUGUCUUCAGGAUGGAACGAGAAUCGUCAAGCAAUGCCCACACGGCUUACAUUUCCAUCCUGUACACCUUGUUUGCGUCUGGUCAUACAAUUAUCCUUGCUCAAACGGAAAACCAGUCUCACAUAUUUGCACCAACAAAAACGACGGUAAUUACAAAGACCCGAAUCGUUGCGAUGGUUACAUUUCUUGUGUCGCAGGUUUAAGAUAUCUGAUGGAUUGUCCGUAUGGGUUGUGGUACAAUGAAAUGACAGACACAUGUGAUUACCCUGCCAAUGUUCAGUGCUCGGUACUCCAAUACACGCCACCGCCAUCCACGCCACCGCCAACAAAAACUGGUGUGUUGAAUCAUUUCUGUCAAGGAAAAAGAAACGGAAAUUAUGCUAACCCGAAAAACUGUAGCGGGUACAUUACGUGCGAUACUGGUUUUACCGCGUUGAUGAAUUGCCCCAGUGGAUUGUGGUAUAAUGAAACAAUAGACCGAUGUGAUCAUCCUCAGAAUGUGCAAUGUCAGGUUUCCGUACCAUCGCAAAGACCGUCAUUUUCAUGCAUUGGUAAACUCAUCGGCGCAUAUCCAACGCUUGACCGUUGUAGCAAGUUUUACGUUUGCAACGGCAAACAUGAUGUUGCCGAACUAAAGACAUGUCCAAAACACACAAAUUUUUUUCCUAAACUUAAAGUUUGUGUCUGGUCAUAUUCUUACUCUUGCGAAGAUCCAAACUUUUGUGUCGGAAUGUCAGAUGGUUUGUACAGAAACAAGAAUAAUUGUUAUGGUUACUACGAGUGUACUGUUGGUCGUACGUUUCCACGAAAUUGUGAAGCAGGGAAGAGAUUCAAUGGAAAUCACUGCGUUAGCGCUGCUCAGUAUGUUUGUCCCUAAACUCAAGACGACAGGAGGAGACGAAUAAGUUCUAAAAAUGACAUAAAUUGUUCUUGUACCGAUUCAGACUUUGUUUUCUAAAUUAACAGUGUUGAAUACAAUCAAAGGCAAAUAAAAAGAGAAAUAUCCAAAUUUUAAGGUUUUUCUUUAGACUGAUAGAUAGAUGGAUAUUCAAGGUUUUCAACGUCUCCUUUUAUUUUUUUUAGUUUUUAGGAUUCAGCAGAAAUCCUGGCACAAAUCCUCGUAAAGAUAAAAACCGUAAAGGACACGUGUGCGAGUUUUAAUAAAAACUACGCGUUUUUUCAAUUGAUCCAUAUUUCGAUAUAUUUUAAAGUCAUCUUCAGGUUGGGCUAAUCCCAUCUAAACACUCUCAUUUCACAACUUUUUUCCUAUUUUUUCUCUGUUCAUGAAUAAUUACAAGUAGCAUUUAUGUCUAAUUUUCUACAUGUAGCUAAUUUUUUGUGAUAAUUAUAUUGUUUCUAAAUUUAGCUUUUGUCCAUCUUUUUCCUUGUACCUAUAUACUCCAAGCUUUAUGAAAAAUGUUAUCAAUAACAAAUGCGUAGUUUUUAUGAAAAUUCGUAAAGAUAGCUCUUAACAAGCCAUUUUAUUAUUUUUAUUUUAAAUUUAUAGGCGGUGCAAAGAGCUAAUUUAUUAUCAGUAUUUAGUAUAAGUAACUUUAGCAGUACAUUUUUUCUUAAAUCUAGAACCCGAGUUUCAAAUGUUUAGUGGGGUUAUGUAUACAUUGAAGUUAAAGGCGUUGCUUUAUUUUUAGUCUACCAUUCUUAUUUGA